CCCACAGCCUUGAUGAUGAGGAUGCCUGCUCUCCACUCUGCAGCCCUGCUGCUGCUGCUGCUCCCUGGGACUCUGACUCACAAUAAUUUAGAUAGUGAUCUGGUUCCCAUAUAUGUGGUGGUGAAGAACAGCUUACUAGACACCCCUGCUUUCAUCUACACCACUCAUGUGGCUACCAGAGGGAUCCUACUGGGUGCACUGAAGAGACUCAUGCACUCCAACGCAGACUUUAAAUUUACCUACAAAGACAAUCCAAACUAUGGCCCAUACCUGUUAAGCGUGAAUGGCUUGGCUGGAAACAAUCAAGACAAAACAUACUGGGAGCUCCUGGUCGUGACUCCAGAUGGCGGACUCAUAAUACCUAAUAUUGGUAUUGGGUGUUACAUUCCCAGGAAACAUGACACAAUCAUUCUGAACUUUAAAAGAUGGUGAAGAUUCAGAAACUAAUGUACACCACCAUGGGAUCAGAGCCAUGUUGGAAUUGGCAGUAUGACAAAGUAUUCUAUACAUGGACAAUCAAGCAUCAUCUGCAUCUUUGUUUAAUGCUGAGUGAUAAUAACAUCUGAAUAAAGUAUCCUCCCAUGUUUGUUUGUUUUUUUCUUUAUCAACUUUCAGUCAAAAAUGCAAAUCAAAGGAGUGACUCUGGUGUUGAUUCAUGAAAAUUUCCUUUGCAUUAAACCUUUCAUCGUUAAAAUUUGUGACACUGAUUUCAAACUAUCUUGUCUUCAUG
Molecule: messenger RNA, 730 nt
Organism: Xiphias gladius (swordfish)
Lineage: Eukaryota; Metazoa; Chordata; Actinopteri; Istiophoriformes; Xiphiidae
Product: transcobalamin-1-like
Exons: 4
Coding region: 13-432 (139 amino acids)
Biological process (GO): cobalamin transport
Molecular function (GO): cobalamin binding
Source: RefSeq, a predicted model, not a curated record